This is a messenger RNA of Mugil cephalus (flathead mullet), 2310 nucleotides long. RefSeq names its product zinc-binding protein A33-like. The transcript has 2 exons. Bases 112 to 1761 code for a protein of 549 amino acids. Gene Ontology annotation, molecular function: protein binding; zinc ion binding; ubiquitin-protein transferase activity. NCBI's taxonomy places the organism in Eukaryota, Metazoa, Chordata, Actinopteri, Mugiliformes, Mugilidae. The record is from RefSeq and is a predicted model, not a curated record. Gene Ontology annotation, biological process: protein ubiquitination.
GAGCGACGGCAGAGCUGCAGUCUGGACAAUCCUCUGUGUUUCUGUCUGAAGAAAAUUCGUCUUAGUUCAUCUGUUCUUUCUUAACAUCUGACUCAAAUACUGUGUGUAGACAUGUCUGCUGCCAGAUCUGAAGAUCAGUUUCUGUGCUCCAUCUGUCUGGAUGUGUUCACUGAUCCAGUCUCUAUACCAUGUGGACACAACUUCUGCAAACUCUGCAUCACUGAGUACUGGGAUACUGCUCAUCUAUCUAAGUGUCCACUGUGUAAAAAAGUGUUUGUGAAAAGACCUGAACUUAACAUCAACAGUUUCAUCCAUGAGAUGGUUGCUGAGUUCAGACAUGAAGCUCAACAGAACGCCAACAGCAGCAGCUCAGAACAACAAGCUGCCAAACCAGGAGAAGUUCCCUGUGACGUCUGCACUGGAACCAAACUGAAGGCCCUGAAGUCCUGCCUGGUGUGUCUGCUCUCCUACUGUGACUCUCACCUGGAGCCUCAUCUGACAGUGUCACGUCUGAAAACACAUCAGCUGAUCCACCCUGUGGACAACCUGGAAGACAGGAUGUGUAGGAAGCACGAUAAACCUCUGGAGUUGUUCUGUAAGACCGACCAGACAUGUGUCUGCAUGCUCUGCCCUGUUUUAGACCACAAGACACAUGAUGUUGUUCCUCUGAAAGAAGAAUAUGAAGGAAAGAAGGCAGAGCUGGGGAAGACAGAGGAUCAAAUUCAGCUGAUGAUCCAGAGGAGACGACUGAAGAUUGAGGAGAUGAAAGAGUCAGUGAAGAUGAGUAAAGAUGCUGCAGACAGAGAGAAAGCAGAAGGUGUUCAGGUCUUCAGUGCUCUGAAGGAGUCUGUUGAGAGAGGCCUGGACCAGCUCAUAAAGGAGAUUGAAGACAAACAGAAAACAACAGAGAAACAGGCUGAAGGUUUCAUCAAAGAUCUGGAACAGGAAGUCUUUCAGCUGAUGAAGAGGAGCUCUGAGGUAAAGCAGCUCUCACGCUCUGAAGACCACCUCCACCUCCUCCAAAGCUUCUCCUCCCUGAAAGCUACUCCACCCACCAAGGACUGGACAGAGGUCAGCGUCCGUCGUCCAUCAUAUGAGGGGACUGUGGUGAGAGCUGUGACUCAGCUGGAGGAGAAACUCAGUAAAAACAUGAAGAAGCUGCUUGAGGCUGAGCUGAAGAGGGUCCAGCAGUAUGCAGUGGAUGUGACUCUAGAUCCUGAUACAGCAAAUCCUCACCUCAUCCUGUCUGAUGAUGGAAAACAAGUGAAUCAUCGUGACGUGAGGAAGAAACUUCCAGACAACCCAGAGAGAUUUUCUACAUGUAUUUGUGUUUUAGGAAAGAAGAGUUUCUCUUCAGGCAGAUUGUACUUUCAGGUUCAGGUUAAAGGAAAGACUGACUGGGAUCUAGGAGUGGCCAGAGAGUCAAUCAACAGGAAGGGAGACAUCAAACUGAGACCUCAGAAUGGUUUCUGGACUAUAUGGUUGAGAAAUGGAAAUGAGUACAAAGCUCUGGAUGAGGCUCGAGUCAGUCUCUCUCUUGGUUCUCGUCCUGUGAAGGUGGGGGUGUUUGUGGAUUAUGAGGAGGGUCUGGUCUCCUUUCAUGAUGUCGAUACUGCAGCUGUUAUCUACUCCUUUACUGGCUGCUCCUUCAAUGACAAACUUUACCCAUUCUUCAGUCCUGAGUUGAAUCGUGGUGGUAAAAACUCUGCACCUCUGAUCAUCUGUCCUGUCAUCUGUCCUGUCAAUCAAACUGCAUUCUGAACAAAUAUGAUUUAAUUCUACUGUCAAGACAAGUAUAUCAGUACACUCACGUCCAUAUAGAGUAUAUUUUGGCAGUGAUACAUUUUGUUGUAAAAACCUAUUCACAUCCAAAUGGGACUCAUGGAUGAGGAUUUACAGUCAUUUUUGUGGACAGUACAUGUUGUUGUCAGUGUGAUGCUGUGGAAAGAGGAUCAAAGUUAUCUGUGUGACAAUCACAUUUCUUUAGUAAGAUUUUAAUGAGUAACUGAAUAAUUUCCAUGAGACGCAAAACAAGUUUGUGACUAACUACAGGUUUAUCGCAGGAGGUGAGCAAAUUCUGUGUAGAUGUUCACUGUUCUGGCCUUGUCAUAUUAACAUGCUUCAAUAAAAGCCAAUAACUCGGUGACUAGCGAGGAAGUGUUUAAUUAUCCAGAUGCUAUAAUUGUUAUUGGGAUGUUUUGCCAACUCCCUUUUGGUCUCUAUAUCCAGAACCAUCACUUCACGCCAGUAGUCUAAACCUCUCACCUGAUGAAGACCAUGGAGAGGAUCAUCUUGGCCACGUCCGUCACA